AUGUUAUUACCAACUAAUAACAAAGAAUUUAUUAAUGAUCCACAGCAAAUACGAAAGUUUGCAAUUAAAGAAAUGUUUGAAUUUUGUCAUACAAAUGACUUGUUUGAAGUAUGGUGUUAUUUGUGGAAUGAGUG
This is a messenger RNA of Dentiscutata erythropus, 134 nucleotides long. Lineage: Eukaryota; Fungi; Glomeromycota; Glomeromycetes; Diversisporales; Gigasporaceae. The record is from the annotation of a GenBank genome assembly.